This is a messenger RNA of Salvia miltiorrhiza (redroot sage), 1708 nucleotides long. Its product is annotated as equilibrative nucleotide transporter 3-like. Gene Ontology annotation, cellular component: plasma membrane. The record is from RefSeq and is a predicted model, not a curated record. Gene Ontology annotation, molecular function: nucleoside transmembrane transporter activity. The transcript is spliced from 10 exons. Bases 267 to 1547 code for a protein of 426 amino acids. Gene Ontology annotation, biological process: nucleoside transmembrane transport. Lineage: Eukaryota; Viridiplantae; Streptophyta; Magnoliopsida; Lamiales; Lamiaceae.
GAAACGCUACAUUCAAGGAAACGUAAUGAAUGAUUCCGUCAUAUAAUGGGAAAACGCAAUGAAAAUUAUUCUAGUAUAUCUUUUCCUCAUUUACUGCCACACAGAAUCUUAAUUUAAUUUCAAUAUUUCAGCCACAUUUUAUUGCCCGUGUUUUCAAAAAUCUGAACACUCUUUCUAGUUCUUCCCAUUUGGCAGCUGUUCAAAAGUUGACUCAAUUUCAAGGAUUUUGUCCUCUCUCUCUCUUCAGUUUUUUUGGAGGAGCAGCAAUGAGUAAUGGAGAAUCAAGCAUCGUCACAGCUCCUACCAGGAUUGAGCAGGGGAAGUCUAAGGCAAUGGUGGUUUGUUUUUUUCUUGGACUCGGAUCUCUCGUCUCAUGGAAUAGUAUGCUAACAAUUAGUGAUUAUUACUAUCAAAUUUUCCCAGAUUACCAUCCUGCAAGAGUACUCACUCUAGUUUAUCAGCCAUUUGCACUUGGAUCAAUGGCGAUUCUUGCUUACAAAGAGGCCAAGAUCGAUACAAGGAAACGAAACAUAUUUGGUUACACUCUCUUCUGCAUAAGCACAUUUGCACUUCUCCUAAUCGAUAUAGCCACAUCGGGGAGAGGAGGGAUUGGAAAUUAUAUAGGUGUGUGUGUUUUUGUUGCUGGUUUUGGAAUUGCAGAUGCUCAUGUUCAAGGUGGAAUGGUUGGGGACUUAUCUUUCAUGUGCCCCGAGUUCAUGCAGUCAUUCUUCGCUGGCUUGGCUGCUUCGGGUGCCUUAACCUCUGGCUUGAGGCUUGUGACAAAAGCAGCUUUUGAUAAAACUGAUAAUGGACUUAGAAAGGGAGUUAUGUUGUUUCUUGCAAUCUCCACCUUCUGUGAGUUUCUGUGUAUACUGCUUUAUGCGUUUGUGUUUGGGAAACUGCCUAUUGUGAAGCACUUCCGCAGGAAGGCAGCAUCAGAAGGGUCGAAAACAGUUUCAGCCGAUCUUGCUGCAGCCGGAAUCAAGACUGGAGAUGGCGAAAUUCUGUUGUUGUUGCAGGUAGAUGAUGUUAAACAGGAUCGGUUGAGCACCAAGCAGUUGUUGCUUCAAAACAUUGAUUAUGUUUUGGACCUUUUCCUUAUAUACGUGCUCACAUUGUCGAUUUUUCCUGGCUUCUUGUAUGAGAACACGGGUAAUAAUCACGGACUAGGCGAUUGGUAUGCGCUCGUCCUUGUAGCAAUGUACAAUGUGUGGGACCUAAUCGCAAGGUACCUUCCUCUGAUCGAAUGCAUAAGGUUGGAGUCAAGAAAGGGCCUCACGGUCGCGUGCUUGUCGCGUUUCUUGCUCAUUCCUUGCUUCUAUUUCACGGCCAAGUAUGGCGAUCAAGGAUGGAUGAUAAUGUUGGUGUCGUUCUUGGGGCUGUCCAACGGCUACCUAACGGUUUGUGUCCUCACUGUUGCUCCGAGAGGCUAUAAGGCACCGGAGCAGAACGCUUUGGGGAAUUUGUUGGUAGUGUUUCUUCUUGCUGGUAUAUUUGCGGGCGUUGUUCUUGACUGGUUGUGGAUCAUCGGCAACGAUACGUUCUAAACGACGUCGUUUUCAUUUGUACAAAGAAGUUGAAAUGCAGUGGAAAAAGCUGGUGGUAUAGAAUUGAUGGUUCUGCCAUACUUGAAGCAUGUGUUUCAUAUUAAAGGAAGUGUAAUGAUAUAAACUCUUUUUCCAUGAAUAGAAAAUAAGAAAUUUGCUCA